Molecule: messenger RNA, 657 nt
Organism: Candidula unifasciata
Lineage: Eukaryota; Metazoa; Mollusca; Gastropoda; Stylommatophora; Geomitridae
Source: the annotation of a GenBank genome assembly
AUGUACUACUGUGCUGUACCCUCUUCUAACGGCUACACCAUAUACUAUUGUCGUCUACACUCCUCUAACGGCUACACCAUGUACUACUGUGCUGUACCCUCUUCUAACGGCUACACCAUAUACUACUGUGCUGUACCCUCUUCUAACGGCUACACCAUAUACUACUGUGCUGUAGCCUCUUCUAACGGCUACACCAUAUUCUACUGUGCUGUACCCUCUUCUAACGGCUACACCAUAUACUAUUGUGCUGUACCCUCUUCUAACGGCUACACCAUGUACUACUGUGCUGUACCCUCUUCUAACGGCUACACCAUAUACUACUGUGCUGUAGCCUCUUCUAACGGCUACACCAUAUACUACUGUGCUGUACCCUCUUCUAACGGCUACACCAUAUACUAUUUACCCUCUUCUAACGGCUACACCAUAUACUGCCGUCCUGUGCCCUCUUCUAACGGCUACACCAUAUACUACUGUGGUGUACCCUCUUCUAACUGCUACACCAUAUACUACUGUGCAGUACCCUCCUCUAAUGGCUACACCAUAUACUAUUGUCGUCUACCCUUAUCUAACGGCUACACCAUAUACUAUUGUCGUCCGAAGAUUUUACAACACAACUGCCCCACCGACUAUUCACUACUCGCCUUCUCUGGACACUAA